Messenger RNA from Diorhabda carinulata, 1539 nucleotides. RefSeq names its product WD repeat-containing protein 18. The transcript is spliced from 3 exons. NCBI's taxonomy places the organism in Eukaryota, Metazoa, Arthropoda, Insecta, Coleoptera, Chrysomelidae. The coding region runs from base 253 to 1485 and encodes 410 amino acids. The record is from RefSeq and is a predicted model, not a curated record. Gene Ontology annotation, cellular component: nuclear pre-replicative complex. Gene Ontology annotation, molecular function: protein binding. Gene Ontology annotation, biological process: rRNA processing; DNA-templated DNA replication.
GAAAUUACUUAUUUGAAAUAAAAUGAGAUACUUUUUCAUGUUUAUAGAGUUGAAAAUUUAAAAUAUGUGAUCGAUGGAAUAUCAAAAUUAGACUUGUACAUUUGUCAAAUUGUCAACGAUAACAUAAGCCAACAUGUAGUCAACCGAAAAAGGGCCUAAAAUUGAAAUUAUUUCAAAUAAUUCUAAUAUCCCCAUUUUGAAUACAAUGAUUUAACUUUAAGUUUAAUAUAAAUUAAAACUUAUUAAAUAAAUAUGGAAAUUAGUGAUUUGUUAAUUACAACUGCACAAUCAGAUCAACAAUUCUCAGCGUGCUUAUGGGAUUACAAUACAUUGAAUGUACGUAAACAUUACAAAAAUGGAGGUUCUGUAGCCCCAAAAUGCUUUGAAUUAGUAGGAAGAGACUAUUUUUUAGCUUCUCAAUUGGGUAAACCAUUAUUACAUUUAUGGUUGUUAAACAAUCAAGACAUCGUGAAAAAUUUCAGAUUAAUUCUACCAGAACCAGCAAACUGUUUAGCAGUAUGUCCCGAAAAUACGUAUUUAGCUGUAGGAAUAAAUUGCAAAGUUUAUAUUUGGCAUUUAUCGUCCGGAAAGCUAUUAUCGGUUCAACAGAAACAUUUUCAGCCAAUCACUUGUAUAAAAUUUUCUAAUGAUGGUAAUUUUUUACUCAUUGGUGGACAAGAUGGUUUAUUGAUUAACUACUGUUUGAAUGAUUUGGUAACACUUUCAAGUAAUUUCUCAACCCAAAGUGAAAUGGGGAAAGUUGAGCCUUUGUACAUAAAAAAGGAUCAUUCCAUGGCCAUAAAAGACCUUCACAUAGGUAUUUUUGGAACAAAAUCCCGCUUUUCUACUGUAUCAGUAGAUAAAACUUGCCGUAUUUAUAAUUUACUAGAUGGUGAAAUAUUGCGGAACAUAGUAUUUGAAGAUGGUUUAACAAGUGUAAUAUUUGAUUCUUGGUUUGGUACGCUAUAUGUUGGUACAGAAACUGGUAAUAUAAAAGAAUGUUCCCUAAAAGAAGUUUCAAAAGGUUUAACACAUCAUGUAAACGAAAAAUCUAGUAUUACAUUGAGUGGACACACUUCAAGAAUUGUAUGUUUAGCAUUGAAUACUUCAGAGACUAUAUUAGCCUCAGGAAGCUUGGACAGCUUUGUUUAUUUAUGGGAUGUUCAACUAAGACAAGUUUUAAAACAAAUAAAACACAAUAGUCCAAUAACUAAUGCAAGAUUUGUUAUAAGUUAUGAAAACUUUUUUGCAGAAACCAUUAAACCCGAAGUAAUAAUUCAAAGUUUAGAAAGAACUAUUGACACAUCAAAAGAACUUGUAGUGACAAAAAUGCAAGAUGAAGAUUUAGAAGACGAUGAGGAUGAUUUUAAAUUGAGUCAUGCCCAAAAUAGAAAGGAGUUAAUCGUUGAUAAUAUGAAAUUAAGAGGGGUUAAUAAGCAGUUGUAUGAGACAGCUGUGUUACUUGCAAAAAAGUCGUUGCAAUAAAAAACAUCAAAUAAAUUUUUUUAAAUGAUAUUAAAUCGUUUGUUUUGAUAACAA